AUGAUUUUUAUCGUUAUGGGUGUAAGCGGAUGUGGCAAGACUACUAUAGGUAAAGCGUUAGCAAAGAAGAUAGGAUGCCUCUUUGCCGAUGCUGAUGAUUUUCAUCCACCGGCAAAUGUCAAUAAAAUGAAAUCGGGAAUACCAUUGACUGAUCAGCUAAUGGUAAAAUAUAGCUACUCAGCGUACCUUUGUUUAAUCUACAGAUGGUCUCAGCAACAAUUAUCUGCCGUUCUAGCAUGCUCUGCUUUAAAAAAAAGCUAUCGCAUGAUCUUGCUAGGCAAUAUUGGUUGUGGAAAGAUUCGCGUUAUUUACUUGAAGGGUUCAUUUCAGCUCAUCAAGGAUAGGAUGGUACAAAGAAAGGAUCAUUUCAUGCCCAUAGCCUUGCUACAAUCACAAUUUGAUGCCCUUCAGGAACCUGGUGAAGACGAAAACUACGUUUUUGCUAUUUCUAUCGAUAAUGACCCUUCUACCAUCGUACAGUUGAUUUGUACGCAAAGUUUCAUCAACACGCAGUAA
This is a messenger RNA of Trichoplax adhaerens, 516 nucleotides long. RefSeq lists its product as uncharacterized. The transcript has 4 exons. The record is from RefSeq and is a predicted model, not a curated record. Gene Ontology annotation, molecular function: gluconokinase activity. NCBI's taxonomy places the organism in Eukaryota, Metazoa, Placozoa, Uniplacotomia, Trichoplacea, Trichoplacidae. Bases 1 to 516 code for a protein of 171 amino acids. Gene Ontology annotation, cellular component: cytoplasm.